AUGACACCCAGUCAAAAGGCCAGUGACCCUCUGGAAGCCCCAAAACUGGAGACCUGUUCACCAGACCCUUCGACUUGCCUUGUGGGCGAUAAGGGCACAGAAACGCCAAGCAGUACCACCACGUCCGGCGAGAUGGACUCCUCACAAAACUCCUCGCUCCUUAAGCAGAAGCCUAGGAAGAUCGGAUAUGUGCUUGACUGGGCCGUUAAGGUUGUUAGUCUUAUCGCUGCGAUCCUAUUCGGUAUCUGGGCACCUCUAUCGUAUAGAGCCACCGUCGAUGAAAGUCACAGCAACGACGCAGCGCAGCAGAAGGUCGUGAAUGCAAUGGAGUCCGCAAAUGCACAAGCUUCAAGCGCACUCGACCUUCAGAUAUCUGCACUUGGCCUCCAGCAAUCCGCUGCGAAGGCGCAGAGCGCAAUAUUAGACGACAUCGGGAACCGCAUUGCUGCCAUGGGGCAGCUCUCCUUAGUGGAGUUCUGCCUCAGCCAGAAAGUGAGAUGGAUAUUUCUUUGCCGGUCGAGUGUACCUGCAUAA
Molecule: messenger RNA, 534 nt
Organism: Coniosporium apollinis CBS 100218
Lineage: Eukaryota; Fungi; Ascomycota; Dothideomycetes
Exons: 1
Coding region: 1-534 (177 amino acids)
Source: RefSeq, a predicted model, not a curated record